UCCCUCGCUCGCUCCCUGGCUCGCUCGCUCGCUCGCCGGCCCGAGUGCGGAGGCCAACGUCGCUGACCUCUAGCCUGCCUACGGCCACGUCGGGCGGCCCGCACUCCCGAGCGAGGGGACAGCCAGGGAGGGCGGCCCGACAUGUCCCAGGAGAUGGGGGAGCUCACGCAGACGCGGCUGCAGAAGAUCUGGAUCCCCCACAGCAGCGGCAGCCGUCUGCAGCGGCGCAGGGGCUCAUCCAUCCCCCAGUUCACCAACUCCCCAACGAUGGUGAUCAUGGUGGGGCUGCCUGCCCGGGGCAAGACCUAUAUCUCUACAAAGCUCACCAGGUACCUCAACUGGAUUGGAACCCCAACCAAAGUGUUCAAUUUAGGCCAGUACCGUCGAGAGGCCGUCCAAUACAAGAACUACGAGUUCUUUCGGCCAGAUAACAAGGAAGCCUUGGUCAUCCGGAAGCAGUGUGCCCUGGCAGCCCUGAAGGAUGUCCAUGAUUACCUUGGCCAUGAAGAAGGUCAUGUAGCGGUUUUUGAUGCCACCAACACUACCAGGGAAAGACGGUCACUCAUUCUGCAAUUUGCCAAGGAGCACGGGUACAAGGUUUUCUUCAUUGAGUCCAUCUGCCAUGAUCCAGACAUCAUUGAGGAGAACAUCACACAAGUCAAGCUGAGCAGCCCAGAUUACAAAGACUGCGACCGGGAGAAGGUGGUAGAAGACUUCCUCAAGAGAAUCGAGUGCUAUGAGAUGAAUUACCAGCCCAUUGAUGAGGAGCUGGACAGCCACUUGUCCUACAUCAAGAUCUUUGACGUGGGCACCCGCUACCUGGUGAACCGAGUGCAGGACCACAUCCAGAGCCGCACUGUGUAUUACCUGAUGAACAUCCACGUGACGCCUCGUUCCAUCUACCUGUGCAGACAUGGGGAGAGUGAGCUGAACCUGAAGGGCCGCAUUGGGGGCGAUUCGGGCCUUUCCCCCAGGGGCAAGCAGUAUGCGUAUGCCCUGGCAAACUUCAUCCAGGCCCAGAGCAUCAGCUCCCUGAAGGUCUGGACGAGCCACAUGAAAAGAACAAUCCAGACGGCUGAGGCCCUGCGGGUUCCGUACGAGCAAUGGAAGGCCCUGAACGAGAUCGAUGCUGGUGUCUGUGAAGAGAUGACCUAUGAGGAGAUCCAAGAGCAUUACCCAGAGGAAUUUGCACUUCGAGACCAGGACAAAUAUCGCUACCGCUACCCCAAGGGAGAGUCCUAUGAGGACUUGGUACAGCGUCUAGAGCCUGUGAUCAUGGAACUGGAACGGCAGGAGAAUGUGCUAGUGAUCUGCCACCAGGCUGUGAUGCGUUGUCUCCUGGCCUACUUCCUGGAUAAGAGUGCAGAGGAGCUGCCUUAUCUCAAAUGCCCCCUGCACACAGUACUCAAACUUACCCCAGUGGCCUACGGUUGCAAAGUUGAGUCCAUUUACCUGAACAUAGAGGCAGUGAACACCCACCGGGAGAAGCCAGAGGAACUUCCACCCUGUUCCUCUGGCCAGCCCCCCACCAACCCAACAGCCCUCCUUGGAAGACCUGAGUGAAGGCCUCCCUUCCCUGAACCCUCAGAAUGUGGACAUCAGCCGUGAACCUGAAGAAGCCUUGGAUACGGUGCCAGCUCACUACUAAGCAUCUUGGGCCAGGCCACAGAGCCAGCUCCUGCUCGCAUCCCCCCAGCCAGAGGCUGGCCCACCCCCCCACCUACCCACCAACAAAGGGAUCCACGUCUCCCAUCCAGCUUAGCUUUCCAACAGCCAAGCCCUGAUUCGGCACUUUAGUUUUGGAGACUGAGGCAGGCAGGAAAGGGUGGGAGGUGGACGGGAUUGGAGCAGAGAAGCCAAUGAUGAAAGGGGAGGGGAGACCCGACCAGUAACACUGCCCCCAACUAGGCUCUUACCUAUUCCAUGUGGCAGCCAGAUCCAGGAUUCCCAGGGGCACAGCUGAUGAUUGGCCCCCAAGCCCUCCUGGCCUUUCAGAGAUGAAACGUGUCUCUGGGUACCCCAACAGCGGCUCCCCUUCAACACAAUAACAUCCACGAGUUCCCUGUUGGGGGGGGGAGAUCAUUUGAAAUUGUCAGCCCACUUCAAACAACUGGCCUUUUGGGAAGUCUUCACCAUCCGGGAGACCCAAGAGGGUAGCACCAGGGCUCCCGCUGGGGGAGCGAUGACAGGGUCACUGUGGCUCUGCCUCCCUCCUGUGUCCUCCAGGGCCCCUGCUAGCUGAUAAUCGUUAACCUGCUCCGGCCAUCUCUUUAGGGACACUGGCAAAAUCACGCUCCCUGCUAUUCCUGUUUUGAAAAUAAAGAGGGUUGGACUUUA
Molecule: messenger RNA, 2337 nt
Organism: Monodelphis domestica (gray short-tailed opossum)
Lineage: Eukaryota; Metazoa; Chordata; Mammalia; Didelphimorphia; Didelphidae
Gene: PFKFB1
Product: 6-phosphofructo-2-kinase/fructose-2,6-biphosphatase 1
Biological process (GO): fructose 2,6-bisphosphate metabolic process; fructose metabolic process
Cellular component (GO): 6-phosphofructo-2-kinase/fructose-2,6-biphosphatase complex; cytosol
Molecular function (GO): ATP binding; 6-phosphofructo-2-kinase activity; fructose-2,6-bisphosphate 2-phosphatase activity
Source: RefSeq, a predicted model, not a curated record